GCCCGGGGGGAGGCCUUCGGGGUGUGGCCAACCGAGCGUCGGAGGCGGGCACUUCGCUGCUACGCUUCAGUGGAAAGAAAGUGCAAAGUGAGGAGAAAAUACCUGGAUGGACAAUCUCAAAUAAAUUGGAGCCUCUUUACCUCACUCGCCCAUAAUCCUUUUACCCAUCAGCCCCUGCUCCUGUUUCCAAGAUAGAUUCCCUGCGCAGUAAGGUGGACCUGCUGGCUCUGCCCCUGGCUCUGUCCAUCUCCUCGUCUCUGUCUCUGUCGGAGCGAAAGGGGGCCCUGCGGGGGGGCACAGGGGGGGCUCCAACCGCCCACUCCAAACCCACUCUCAUCAUGGACAACGAGUCUCAGUACUCGGGAUACUCAUACAAGUCCUCCCACUCACGGAGCUCCCGGAAACACAGGGAUCGCAGAGAUCGUCACCGCUCCAAAAGUCGAGAUGGGAGCAGCCGCGGAGACAAGUCUGUGACCAUCCACACCCCGGGAGAUCCUCUGCUGGACGAGUCUGCCAGAGAGGACAGGGAUGAUAACUGGGGCGAAACCACCACCGUCGUCACGGGAACCUCCGAGCACAGCAUCUCCAACGAGGAUCUGACUCGAGUGUCCAAAGAUCUGGAGGAGACCACGCCUCUGGAAUGCAAACGCUUCCUGGGACCUGUUCUGGCCGGGUUCCUCAGCUUUUUUGCUUUACUCACUCCUCUAGCGUUCCUCAUCAUCCCGCAGGUUUUGUGGAGGGACAGUCUAGAGCCCUGCGGCACCCCGUGUGAAGGGCUGUACGUAUCUCUGGCCUUCAAACUCCUCGUUCUUCUCAUAUCGUCGUGGGCUCUAUUUCUCCGCCCUCCUCGCGCCACGUUGCCGAGGUUUUUCGUUUUCCGAUGCCUGCUCAUGGUGCUGGUGUUUCUCUUCGUGGCGUCAUACUGGUUGUUUUAUGGCGUGCGAGUUUUGGAGCCCAGAGAGAGGGAUUACAGGGGGAUAGUGGAGUACGCAGCCUCUCUGGUGGACGCGCUCCUCUUCAUUCAGUAUCUGGCCCUGGUUCUGUUGGAGAUCAGGCACCUGCAGCCCGCCUUCUGCAUCAAAGUGGUGAGGAGCAGCGAUGGAGCCAGCAAGUUCUACAACGUGGGGCAUCUCAGUAUCCAGAGAGCUGCUGUGUGGGUCCUGGACAGAUAUUACAGCGACUUUCCCAUUUAUAACCCCGCCUCCCACAACCUGCCCAAGUCCAUCCUCAGCAAGAAGAUGAGCGGCUUCAAAGUCUACUCCAUCGACGAAAACCCCACAAACAACUCGAGUGGUCAGUCCAGAGCCAUGAUCGCUGCAGCCGCCCGGAGACGAGACAAUUCACACAAUGAGUUUUAUUAUGAAGAGGCCGAGAUGGAGAGGAGGGUCCGUAAACGCAAGGCCAGACUGGUAGUGGCUGUUGAGGAGGCGUUCACUCACAUCCGGAGGCUCCAGGAGCAAGAGGCUGGUGCUUCUCCCAAACCCCCCCGAGAGGUGAUGGACCCCCGGGAGGCAGCUCAGGCUAUCUUUGCCCCAAUGGCCCGGGCCAUGCAGAAGUAUCUGAGGACCACCAGACAGCAGGCCUUUCACAGCAUGGAGAGCAUCCUCACACACCUGCAGUUCUGCAUCACACACAACAUGACGCCCAAGGCCUUUCUGGAGCGGUACCUGACCUCUGGCCCCACGCUGCAGUACCAGCAGCAGAGCGACAGGGGGCGCCAGUGGACUCUGGUGAGCGAGGAGCCCGUCACGUCGGCUCUGAGGCAGGGUCUGGUCUUCGCUUUACGGCGCCUGGACUUUUCUCUGGUGGUCACGGUUACACCUCUCCCCUUUCUGCGCCUGGGGGAGGAGUUUAUCGACCCCAAAUCGCACAAGUUCGUCAUGAGGCUCCAGUCCGAGACCUCGGUUUAAAGAUGGCGGUGCCGGAGAAGAAGCAGGAAGUGAACUAAAGUCAUGCAUUGUAAAACAAAAGAGGAUCUAUAUUGGUCAAAAUGAUUUAGUUCUCAGUAUUUAUCUUGGUUUGAGUAGUGUGACUAGCCUGGGGUUAUGUACUUAUUGGUAAGACUUAUGGAAAACAAAACCAAAAAUUCAAAUUCAGGGUUAGUUUGAUCAAAAUAAAGUUGCAAUUAUUUAUGUCAAAUUAACUGAAGUAAAACAAUAUUACAUCGAGAUUGCAAAAAUGCCUAUGGGGAAGAUUUUUAAUGUUAUUUCAAGUGUAAUUUUCCUAACAUAAUUUUGGGUUAAAGGUGCACUGUGUAACUUUUUAUGUAAAGUAUGGCACCGGGGUGUUUUGUUGCCUUGAAAAACAUGGAUUUAUCCUUUGCAGGACUAAAUCAGGAGUAGACCAGGACUACACGAGGACUAAAUCAGGACUAAACCAGGACUAGACCAGGAUUAGACCAGGACUAGAUCAGAUCUCAAUUAGGACUAAGACAGAACUAGACCAGGACUAAACCAGGAUUAAACCAGAACUAGAUCAGGACUAAACCAUGACUUGACAAGAACUAGACGAGGAUAAGACCAGUACUAGAUCAGAUCUCAUUUAGGACUAAACCUGAUCUAAACCAGAACUAGAUCAGGAUUAAACCAAAACUAGACCAGGAUUAGACAAGGACUAGAUCAGCACUCAAUUAGGACUAAACCAGAACUAGACCAGGAUUAAACCUAGACUAAACUAGGACUAGACCAGGACUAGAUCAGGACUAAACCAGAACUUAAACCAGGACUAGAUGAGGACUAAACCAGAACUAGACCAGGACUACAACAGAACUAGAUCAGGACUAGAUCAGGAUUAGAUCAGCACUCAAUUAGGACUAAACAAGAACUAGACCAGGACUAGACCAGGACUAGAUCAGGACCAAACCAAGUCUACAUAAGAACUAAAUCCAAAUCAAACCUGGACCAAUUGUAAAUGCAAUGCAAGAUAUAAUAUUUUGGUUAGUAAUAAUUGUUAAUUACUAUGGCAACGGUCCUAUCCUCUCAUCAUUCUGAACCCCCUGGAUACUAUAGUCAAAACUACUCAAAUCAGGAUGAAUAUGGUGAAUUCAACUCAUUUUAACUAUAUAUAUUUCUUUUAUUUUACAGUGUGUGACCAUCUUCUCAACCUGCUGCCUCCAACAAAAGACUAAAAAUGAGAAAUACAGACUUUUAUUUUGAAAAAUCAUGACUCAUUUUAGCCUGAAAAUCCCUUUAAAUGAAACAGGAAGUACAUUUAUUUCAUGUUUCUGGGCCUAUACAAGCUGACAGCCAUUCAAGACGUUAUAUACAAGAGAAUAUAAUGGGCUUCAAAACGGAUGCAAUGACUUCUACUUCUGUUUUUGGAAAUUUCGUCAUUCAUUUUUCCAACAGUGAAACAGGAAGUAUACAAGAGUUCUGUGGUCCACUUUUGUACAAGAUGCCUGCAACUUUGGACAGUAAAUAAGGAUAAAAAAAACUGAUUACAAAAUGGAUGCCUUGACCAGAUUUAAUUUUUUUAUUUCACCAUAUCAAUGUUUGAACAUGAAUUAUAUUUUGCUCAAAAGGUCUGAAGAUGUUACUGGAAUUGUUCAGAACAGACGUUAAAGUUAAAGGAGAACUACGUAAUUUUUCUGGUGGGGGGUUCAAGUACCUGCUUGUUUUGCUUUGGCUAGAAUGUUCCACAGUAUGGUAUUAAAUGUAUCUUGUUUUACAUUUAUUGCAUUGUUACAUGUUUCUAUUGCUCAAAAACGUCUUAAAAACAUCUUAAAAUCUCAAAAACAUGCCUUCUUACUGUGAGCGACGUCACCUCUCCACAGAUCUAAGCUGAAGCUUGUCCUUGUGACCUGCUUGUGUUCAUGGAGAUUGACAAAAUCAAUGCCAUACUGUGGAACAUUCUUAGUAAAGCAAUAGCAUCUCCAUGGAGGCAAGGUGCAUGACAGACCCUCCACCUAAAAAGAUAUAGAGGGCAACUUUAAAGCCACAGUGUGUAACUUUUUAGCCAAAAACAGACUAAAGUAAAAGCAGGUUUGGUUUUGUUUUUAAUUUUGAUUUGUUUGUUACACUAAAAACUUAGAAAAACAUGUGUCCUUACUCUGAGCAGGCUUGCAUCUCCAUAAACCUAACUCUUAUUUGGCUUGGAAGUGGGCCUCCAUUAAACUUGUCUAUCUCA
This is a messenger RNA of Boleophthalmus pectinirostris (great blue-spotted mudskipper), 4125 nucleotides long. RefSeq names its product vang-like protein 2. Gene Ontology annotation, cellular component: plasma membrane. Lineage: Eukaryota; Metazoa; Chordata; Actinopteri; Gobiiformes; Gobiidae. Gene Ontology annotation, biological process: Wnt signaling pathway, planar cell polarity pathway; multicellular organism development; establishment of planar polarity. The record is from RefSeq and is a predicted model, not a curated record. Bases 339 to 1910 code for a protein of 523 amino acids. The transcript has 8 exons.